Messenger RNA from Tribolium castaneum (red flour beetle), 1029 nucleotides. RefSeq names its product cuticle protein. The record is from RefSeq and is a predicted model, not a curated record. Bases 139 to 945 code for a protein of 268 amino acids. Gene Ontology annotation, cellular component: extracellular matrix. NCBI's taxonomy places the organism in Eukaryota, Metazoa, Arthropoda, Insecta, Coleoptera, Tenebrionidae. The transcript is spliced from 2 exons.
GAUUUACCAGAAAUUACUAUUUUCUGGUUAUUAUUACAGCAUCAGUGGGUGUGGACCACGCCUUUUGUGGGACACAUAUAAAAAUUGAUUCUUAUUUCGAUCAAAUCACACUCGAAAUCAAAAUCUCAAGUGAACAACAUGGCAUUCAAAUUCGUCGUAUUUUCCACCCUUUUGGCUUUGGCUAAAGCCGGCGUCCCAGCCCUUUCUUACGCUGCCGCCCCCGCCAUUUCCUACGCCGCCGCCCCCGCUGUUUCCUACGCUGCCGCUCCUGCUGUUUCCUACGCCGCUCCCAUCGCCAAAGCCGUCGCUCCCGUGGCUUACGCCGCCCCAAUUGCUAAAGCCGUAGUGGCUGAAUCCUAUGCCCCAGUCCAUUACGACUUCGCUUACGGUGUCAACGACCCGCACACUGGUGACAGCAAGAGCCAACACGAAUCCCGCCGUGGAGAUGUUGUCCAAGGUGCUUACUCUCUGGUCGAUCCUGAUGGUACCAAACGUACCGUCGAAUACACCGCUGACCCCCACAACGGUUUCAAUGCCAUCGUUCACAAGGAACCUUUAGCUGUCAAAGCUGUGGCUCCUGCUGUAGCCCCAGUAGCUUACGCCGCCCCUGUAGCUAAAGUUGCUGCUCCCGCUAUUGCUACCUACGCCGCCCCAGCAGUCCACACUUAUGCUGCCCCUGCUGUCCACACUUAUGCUGCCCCUGCUGUCCACACUUAUGCUGCCCCUGCUGUCCACACUUAUGCUGCUCCAGCCAUUCACAGCUACGCCGCACCAGCUAUCCACAAUUAUGCUGCCCCAGCUGUCCAUAGCUAUGCUGCCCCAGCUAUUCACAGUUACGCUGCCCCUACUAUCCACAGCUACGCUGCCCCAGCUGUAGGUUUAGGAUACGCCGGUGGAUACGGCUACAGCGCUGGAUUGGGAUAUUCCAAAGCUCUUCUUGGUUAAAUAGAUGUUUUAAAUAGUCAUUGAUACCUCAGUUUUUGGAGGAAAAUUUUAUAAUAUUUUCUUAUAAUAAAAAAUAGAAAAUAA